Messenger RNA from Thamnophis elegans (Western terrestrial garter snake), 1280 nucleotides. RefSeq names its product solute carrier family 50 member 1 (gene SLC50A1). Bases 133 to 792 code for a protein of 219 amino acids. Gene Ontology annotation, molecular function: sugar transmembrane transporter activity. Lineage: Eukaryota; Metazoa; Chordata; Lepidosauria; Squamata; Natricidae. Gene Ontology annotation, cellular component: membrane. The transcript has 6 exons. The record is from RefSeq and is a predicted model, not a curated record. Gene Ontology annotation, biological process: carbohydrate transport.
AGGCGGAGCAGCGGCGCGCUUGGUGCCCGCCCGUCCGCCGGCCUCCGUGCCCGCCUGCCUGCGCGUCUCCCGGGGGCAGCGGAGGGCCCGGACGGAGCCGGUCGGAGGGAGCCUCCCGGGGGUCGAGCCGGGAUGGAGGGGGCGCUGCUGCAGCUCCUCUCCUGGAGCUCCCUGGUCUUCACGCUGGGCAUGUUCGGCACUGGGCUGACUGACCUCCGGAAAAUGUUUGCCACCCGAAGCGUGGAAAAUAUCCAGUUUCUUCCCUUUCUGACGACCGACGUAAACAACCUGAGUUGGCUAAGCUAUGGUUUCCUGAAAGGCGACUGGACAUUGAUCGUGGUUAACACGGUGGGCGCGACGCUGCAAUCCCUCUACAUCCUGGUUUAUUUCUUCUUCAGCGCCGAGAAGGGUGGCGUCUUGAGGAAAACGACGGCCCUGCUGAUGGUCCUUCUGUCCGGCUACGCCUAUUUUAGCCUGAUGGUCCCCGAUCCCACCAGGCGCCUGUCCCAGCUGGGCCUCUUCUGCAGCCUCUUCACCAUCACCAUGUACCUCUCGCCAUUGACAGAUCUGAUCAAGAUUGUGAAAAGCCGCUCCACCCGUUGCCUCUCCUUCCCGCUGACGGUGACCACUUUCCUGGCCUCGGCGAGCUGGACGUUUUAUGGACUCCUUCUAGAGGAUCUGUAUAUCGCGAUUCCCAACGUGCCGGGCAUCGCAACCAGUCUCGUACGUUUUUGGCUCUUCUGGCGUUUUCCCGCCGAGCAGGAUAAAAGUUACAAACUACUCCUCACCUGAAGAUGUGGGGGGGGGGGGCAGGAAGCGGAGAAGACCCCCCCCUCCCACAGCCCCCCCGAGGGAGGAGAGAAAGACCCUGAAAUCAGAACAUGUGCAGUUGCUGGAUUCACCCGCCUCGCCUGGCACAACUGUCCCUCGGGAUGGUGCAUUUCCACCUGGAAGGACCAUGCUGGAUUCCCGUGUGUUUUUGCAGCGGGAGAGGGGAGGGGCGUGAGAAAUCCCCCGCCCCCCCCCCCGGGUCAAAACAGAUACCGGAAGAAGAGGGACAAGAUUCCCACGCAAGCCUCUUCAAAAGGCCUUUGCAGACCUCCGAGUCUUGGGGAACGUAGAAGGGGCUUCCCCAUCUCGUUUCGAAGAUGGAGCUUCCGAAAUUUUCCUUUCCAAUCUUUCUCUCGCUCUUCCGAGGACUUUAUUGCCAAAGCGGCAGGCUUGCACCGCUGCCUUAUCCGUCCACCAGAAGUGCCUUUUUUUUUUAAAUUAAAAAAAAA